Messenger RNA from Tetrahymena thermophila SB210, 636 nucleotides. RefSeq lists its product as hypothetical. Lineage: Eukaryota; Ciliophora; Oligohymenophorea; Hymenostomatida; Tetrahymenidae. The transcript has 5 exons. The record is from RefSeq and is a predicted model, not a curated record.
AUGGGACAAAAAGAAUCUAUUCACCAUCAUAUAUUGUUGUACGGACAAUCUGGCCACGGAAAAACUAAUUUUCUCUAUGACAAUUUUUUAAAUGGAAAGUGGGAAGAAGAAUAAAAAAAGGUUGAAUCGUCAUUAGGAUAUAAUUUCGAAUUAAUAACUACACUUUAAGAUUAAAAUUAUGGUGUAUGGGAUAUAUCAGGUCAUCCUGAAUUUAUAGACAUGCAGGAUCUAUUUCUGAAAACGAUUCCAUUUACGGGGAUUAUGUAUAUAAUUAGACCUAAAUAUCAUUUAGGAAGCCUUGUUGAAGAUAAAUUAAAAGAAAUAGGAUAAGCAAGGCAAUAAAUAUUUUACUUAACUAAUCAUAAAAACUUUACAAAUAAAUUUAUUCUUAUUGUAUUAAAUAUUGAAGAAGAGUAACUGACAGCAAGCGGUGAUGGGGAUGUAUCUGCUGAAACAUUAGAACUAUUAAUUGAUGAGAUAAAAGAAUUAAUUAAAUAUGAUUAAAUUUAAGUACAAUAAAAAGGUAUCAUUAUUAUGGAUAGAGGCUUUUCUUAUACUAAAUUAUGGGAAAAGGUUGGCUCUCUAAUAUAAGGAGUUAAAGCUAUAGAAAAAAAGAAAGAUCAAUAAAAAGAUUGA